CGUCAAAUCAAUUUCUAGGAAUGAGGUAGUGGGCAAAUGGAGUGGAAUUGAAUCACCAAUUCCGAUUCCAGGCCUGCCUGGGUGAGAUCAACGGCCGUCUCGCACGGUCCACACGCUCCCAAGCCGACGCCUCCAGAAUCCAAAUCCAUGGCCGCCCUCCGCGCGUCCCCGCUCUUCCUCCCGCAGCCCCUCUCACCGUCCUCCCGGUCCCGCCGUUGCGCCGCCUCCCGCGGGGUAGCCGCCGCGGCCAGGCCUGGCCCCGCUCCCUACAGGACCGGCGUCCAUGGCGGCGGCGGCGGAUCCAAGAAGAGGCUUCUUGCGAGCAGGCGGAGGCCGGGAUGGGUGGGGGUGCCUUCUUGCCUGCCCGCGACGGAGGAAGGCGUUGCUGUGGCGGCCGCUGCUAGUGAGGAGGAGGAGGAGGAGGAAGACGGGUUCCUGGCGCGGGAGGCCGGGUGGGGCGUGCGGCGGAUGGGGCGGGUCGGGGAGGAGAUGCGGCGGGUGGCGCAGGUCCAGGCCGAGGCCUUCCACGUCCCCGUCGCGCUCUUCAACGACUUCUUCUUCAACUUCUUCAAAGCCGAGGUGCUAUCGGCGCUCAUCUACAGAGUGAGGAACUCGCCGCCGGACAGAUAUGCUUGUUUGGUGGCUGAAGAAGCUGAGCCAACCACCCAGUUGUCACAGGCACCAUAUGAGAAGAUUGUCGGGGUUGUGGAUUGCACGGUGCAGGAUGAAGAUGACAUCCUUAAGCACCUCCAAGGUGCUGAUGAGUACCUCUAUGUGUCAGGAAUCGCAGUGCUACCGUCAUUCAGGAGGAGGAAGCUAGGGACGGCACUGCUGAAGGCCUGUGAGGCACUAGGGCUCCAAUGGAGGCACAGAUUCAUGGUUCUAAGGGCAUAUGAGGAUGACGAUGGCGCUCGAGGUCUCUACGCCAAAGCAGGGUACAGGGUUGUGUCAAGGGAUCCUGACUGGGUCACCUGGGUGGGGAGGAGACGGCGUGUUCUGAUGAUAAAAGAGUUGCCGCUUCACGAUGACAGGAUACAACAUCAAUGAUCCCGGCAUGUUUCCUGAAUUGGGAUGCAUUGCUUCUUGUGUAUACGAAUAGCACUAUGUACGUCCCUUUAGACUAUAUACAAAGAGAGUAGCAGGGGCUAAGAAGAAAGGACUGUUGUGGAAUUGAGUAUAAAAAUAGAGAAAAUUCCCUA
This is a messenger RNA of Panicum hallii, 1199 nucleotides long. RefSeq lists its product as uncharacterized. Gene Ontology annotation, molecular function: N-acetyltransferase activity. The transcript has 4 exons. Lineage: Eukaryota; Viridiplantae; Streptophyta; Magnoliopsida; Poales; Poaceae. Gene Ontology annotation, cellular component: cytoplasm; NatA complex. Gene Ontology annotation, biological process: mitotic sister chromatid cohesion. The record is from RefSeq and is a predicted model, not a curated record. The coding region runs from base 148 to 1047 and encodes 299 amino acids.